AAGGAUCUGUGAAGUCGUCAAAAAUGUUUCUGUGAUGUGGCUGGAAAAGGUGCAGGGGCUACACUGCCUGGAUGGGCAGUGUGGCUGAUGUACUCUAAACGAAGGAUGAUUUGUAAAGGUAAUCUGCUUUAGAUGCACAGCCUUGUGAUCUGCAGUGGCUGCGUCGAAGUUCCACGUGGUCUGUAAGAAGAGCAUAUUAGUCUGAAAGCAGGGUUUGGCUCUGUCUAUUAUUUGGUCCACUGGUAGGAUAAAGACAUUACCUGUGUGAUGCUCUUUAUCUGGCUGUGAAAGGAGCUCAGUUUUAUACACUCAUAUGCCUCCCUGGAGACAGUCCAGAUGCAAGCGGCACUUGCUGGUAACCAAAGGACCCAGAAUUGCUUCAAAUAUCCAACUAAGUUUGCCCUGAAUUUGCUUUAAUAUCGCAUCAGGAUGAGCUCUUCCCAGGACUAAUGAGACAGCUCUCUAAGGCUUAGAAAUUCCAAUGGCAAAAAAAAAUCAAGGAUUUGUCUUUGACAGGGAGUUUCCAAUGAAUCUUGCCUAUCUGGUUUGACACUGCCACUCCCAGCUGUCUGCCCUGCCCCUGUGCUUAAGGUCAUUGCCUCGGUAGGGGAGUUGAUGAAACAGUGUUCACCUGCGACUCAGCCACCCCUGGACAGAGCACAGCAAAUAAAUAAAGCUACCGCUGAAUGUGGAUUUGUGCUAACAUGCUGGACUGGAUCAGGCCCUUCAACAGAAACCUGGAUCAGACAAUGUAGUAUAGUAAUAUUGCAGGCUAGCACCCUAAAAAUCCAAGUGUAUCAAGCAGUGCAUUCAAAACACUUUGUUAGGAAGGGGUGGCAAAACCUGACUCAUGUGGAGGAUCUUCCUUCUCCUGGCAGUCCUUGCUUCACCAGUGCCUGCCUCUUUGGGACAGAUAGACAGGAAAACUACUUAAGUUGUUCUGGUGCAAGAGCUCACAAUGAGCCCUGUCUUACACAAAACUGAAGCAGAGAGUUACUGCCCUGAGGAGCUUACAGUUGUAAAAAUGAAAACAAAAUGCUGUUCUGGCUUUGUGUUACUGUAGGAAUGAUGCUUUUUCAUUGCUAUUUGACCCGCCUAAUUAGUCUGAUAAUAGCCCAGUUCUGUCCUGGGUUAAAUCCUUCGUGUUUUGCAUGUAUGGGAGAAGAUGCAAAUACCUGGUUUUAUACCUCUUCUAAGACUGAUCCUCAACUUUGGGCUUCAGCCUGUGUCCUUUCCAAGCAGUAGACAUUUUCAUUCUUCCUCUGCAGCUGCUUUUUUUUCUUUUAAUAUCUUAGUGUAAGCUGAUGUGCUACUUGCAACAUUUUGAAUGCUUCAUCAGCCACAACUAAACUUCACGCUCCUUGUGCAGAUAGGCAGCCUGUGUCUCGUAAGCCCUACCCUGUUCACAGCAGUAAUAAAGGAGCAGGUUACAGCCGGAAGCAGUCUGUUUAGUUUCCCAGAUUGGUUUCUGUCAGGCCAUCCCAAGGAAUCCAGAAGUGCACCCAACCCAAUACCUGAAAUAGCACUUAGUCAUACAUGGAAGAGUCUCUUCAGUCAUACACACACAUGCUGAUGCUUUCCCUGUACCACUAAUGGACAUUUUUGUGGCUGCUGAGCUUUCUGCAUGUAAUUGGCCAUUUUAGUGACAGCCCAAUCACUUUCCCCUGCAAAGCCAUCCCCACUGCAGCUGUUGCCUCAGAGACCUCCAGGUAGGAGGGGUAGAAGGGGAAUCUAGAUCAGCUGACUGCAGGAAGCAAACCUAGCUGAAUCUGUCAUUGUGAAGAGGAAUGCUGUGUGACCUUUAAGUGGGCAGUGCACUUUUAGCUGUGUUGCUUACUGGCUGUCCUUGUCUUUGAAAAGGUGCUGGUAAACAAGGCAAGAUCAACUUCAAUUGUAGCCAUUCAAAGACUGAAGAGAGCUUGGGAUCUUCAAGAAAGAGAAUCAGCUUCUGUCUGUAGCAUGCCAUGAGGGUACAAGAAGAUUUUCUUUCCCUCAAAAUGUUUUGUAUGUGAACUAUCAGAUGUAGGCUCCAUCUCAACAAGAAUUCAAAACAAUGAUAACACAAGAUUGAACUCAGAUUAGCUUACAAGAGAGGUCCCCACUUAGUUAAAGUGCAUUUACUUGCAAUUGCUGUGGUUCAUGAGCAUCUCAAAUGCUGUAACAUGGUCAUGUGUCCAAGUGUCACAGCCAGAAUAUUUUUAAAGGCAAUGUAGGUGUUGAUCAUAACUAGGGAAAAAUUGCAUUAAAGGUUUAUUUUAUACGCCUUCAUAAACCUUCCAUUAGGAAAGCACAUGAACUUCCAUACAUUCUGAGUUACCUUGGUAUAAUCAAGAGGACAAAGUUCCUUUAAAGAAACAUUCUUACAUGGUAUCUGUAUACUAAACAGUACAGCCUUAUGCUAGUGAUGGUGCUGAGAAACAGCAAAGUUAACCAGAAGCUGUUUGUUAAAAAAAAAAAUUAAUUUAGUCUAUUGUCAUAGUCUAAGCUGAAAACAGCCAAAAAGUAAAUAAAAGCAAGUACGAUUUACUUCUUUGAAGAACUACAUAAAAAGAAGUUGUUCUGAUUGCUUUAUGUUGCCUUUUCUUUUGCACUAGUGAGCUGAGAAGUCAGAUGACAGCACUGGCCACAUCUUGCUUUGCUCCCCAUGAUCACACCGUGCUCAUCUGAAGCACUCUCAUGUGGUAGUAAUGUCCUUAUGUAUCAGAACCAACUCCACGUCAUAGGAGCUGCAGCUUACUCUUUUUCUGCUACUUGCAGAAUAAAUGCAGAGGCAACUUCUGUCAAGCAGUUUCAAGAGCCUGCUUUUUCCUGAGUGUUAAUAAUGUCUGCCUUAAAGCAUAGACAAAAAUUAUCUUUGCAUCACUCCAUAUUGAGGGAAUACAGAAGAGUGCCCAGCGUGGAGAAGAUCUGUCUCUUGGGCCAGAGGAGAGGCAUCUCAGGUCUUUGUGCUAUCACAGCUCAGCAGAAUAAAACAAAGCUUCCUCAUAGGGUACGUAAUUAAUCUGGAUUUCUAUGCUGUGGCUAAUUAUAGCUCUAGUUUAGGACACUCAGCUCAUGGCCUGUCCACCUAGAUCUUCCACCUGAACUUCUGUUUGAACUUAGUCUGUGUUUUUAACAGUGCUCAGAGCUCUGUCAGUGGGCUGCUCUCCUUUCUGAAGAGUGUUAGCAGGUUAUCAGUCCAUGAGCAAUGCCACGUCCUCAGCUGGUGCAGCUCUGGAUUUAAUUUUCUUAUUUUACUCACAAAGUUGAGAUUCCAGGAGGACAGGCAUGUCCUAUUAGCUCCUUACUAAACCAAAAAUGGCAUGUCCCUAGGGCUACAAUAGAUACACAUGGACCUGAUAAAGAAAGACCAUUUCUCCAACCUAGUGGGUGAGGCUUAGAGCCUCUGGGAGCAGCCUUAGGACAAGGUGUGAGCUGCAUGGCUUGCUAACUUCCAGGAGGCUGUUGCAUACAGGAACAGCAUGUGAAGGGGAGCAAGCCCUUACAUCACAGUUGUUACUGCAGCUUGGAUUUUGUCCUCUCAGAGAUGUGCACAGCCCACAGCUUGUCCACUGACACUUCUGCUGGAAAAUAUGAGGGAAGCAAAAGGUAAUAGUUGUUACCCUGUUACUGAUAAAGAUGAAAAGAUUAAUGUAUUUAAGAUGAAAAAGACUAAUGUAUUUAAGUCCAAAUACGUUGUCCAGCCCAAGAGUCCCUGUUUGUUAGCUAACCUGCAUGUCCCUUUUGUUCCAGAGUUGGCUCCUUCUGUCCCUGUCUGACAAAAUGUACUCAAAAGCUAACCUUGAACAUACUGGUACAUAGGAACCCCUCUGGGUGCAGCUCAGCAACUCAUCUCUUGUGUCUGAGUCGCAGGCAUGAGAGCAUAGGGGCAGGACACAGUGAGAGUUUGCUCUGCCUAAGCAAUCAGCCUCCAUUUGCUGUAGUAUUUCCUAGCCACAUGUGUCAAGUUACUGACUUGCUGAGAGGCUGGAUGUAGUUUCCUCUGUAUUUUUCCAGCCAUACAUUAGUUCUGCCCAGAAGAGUUUGUGCAGCAAGACAACGUGUCCGACUUCAUUUCUCAUUUGGAAGACCUACCUGUCUGCAAAAGACUUGCUCUGAGAUGCUCCCUGCAGGGAAAUUGGGAGUAGUGGACGGAAAGAAAGAAGUCUUGAUGAGCUCCUGAGAACUGUAUUCAGUGCUCCUCAGCCAGCAUGGAAAUUCCUAGAAGAAACUAAAGGAAGGACAUCUUGUCCUGUUCCCCAGAGGCCUCCGGCGACCUGCCCAGGAGCUGCCCUAUCAAAUGGACAAACCAGCUGAGACCCUCCAUCAUGAAGCAGAUCCAACCACUCCAGUCUCAUGAUUUAUGUGGAAAAAGCAAGGAGUUAGUUUUCACUUCCUGCACUCUCCGUGCCUUUGUCUCCGCUGGACGCGGCUGAAGGCACACCUGAGGGGUGAAGGAGCGGGGGGACGAGGGGACUCCCCGCUCCCAGCAUCGCUCUCACCGGAGACCGCCCAGGAGAGGAUUAAGGUCUCAAAGCGGUGAGGAUUGGGGCGCCAACAUGGCCAGAGGGAGUCCGGGUCCCCGGUUUGUUCUCUGGGUCUGCAUGGUGCUGGCAGUGGACUUCGGUGAAGGGCAGGAGGAAAAACCCUUCGGUGAGACGUGCUUGGAGGACUUUACGGCAGGAAUGCCGGAUUUGGUGCUGGAUACAGACGCCUCCGUCCAGAAUGGAGCCACCUUCUUGUCGUCCCCCAUGGUCCACCGGAGCAGGGACUGCAUGAGAGCCUGCUGUAAGGAGCCCACUUGUAACCUGGCUCUGGUGGAGCAGGGCCCGGGCACGGAGGAGGACCACAUCCAGGGCUGCUUUCUCCUCAACUGCCUCUACGAGCAGGCUUUCGUCUGCAGGUUUGCCAGGAAGAUCGGCUUUCUCAACUUCUUGAGGAAGGACGUGUACGACUCCUACCUGGCGAUGCAGGAUCACAGAUCUAGUGAUGACCAUCCUCCAAUAGCCCGCACUGGCAUGGACAUGAGGGUACAGCCGGGGGAGCCAGUGAUGCUGAGGGGCACAGAGAGCACGGAUGACCGAGGGAUAGUCAGCUACGAAUGGAAACAGAUCCUCGGCGAUCCCUCCGUGGAGAUGAAGAAGCACGAAGAAGAUCAGGUAGAAAUCUCCAAUCUGCAGGCGGGGACUUACGUCUUCCAGCUUACUGUCACAGACACUGCACAACAGCAAGACUUCACCAACAUCACCAUCAUGGUGCUGAAUUCUGAACAGACUGAAGAGCAUUGUUUGACUCCUAAGAAGGUGGGUUGGUGUCGGGGAUCUUUUCCACGUUGGUUUUACAACCCGACCCUUCAGCAGUGUGAGGAGUUCAUUUUUGGCGGUUGCAAGCCCAACAAGAAUAACUACUUACGGGAAGAGGAGUGUAAACUCGCCUGCAAGAAUGUUAGAGGUUCUGUUGGUGGGCGACAACAGCCAGUGUGCAAUGGGAAAUGUCAGUCCCCGUUCUUCAGAUGCAAGGAUGGCUGCUGCAUUGAUGCCUAUCUGGAGUGUGAUGAAACUCUUGACUGUGCUGAUGGAUCGGAUGAGAUGUAUUGUGAACAAUAUGCUCGUGAGUUCAAUAGACUGCAGAAAAUCAAUGUCACACAUAAGCAAGGUCACUGUGUGGACUUGCCUGACACUGGACAGUGCACCGAGAGCAUCCCCCGCUGGUACUAUAACCCAUUCACUGAGAAAUGUGACCCCUUCACCUACGGGGGGUGUGGUGGCAACGACAACAACUUUGAAGAAGAGGAAGAGUGCAUGAAAUCAUGUUCAGGCAUCACAAAAGCAGAUGUCAUUGGCCGGAGAUGGGAAUCAUUUGAGUCCCAAAGUGCUAUCUUAAGUGCCUUUGAGGUGGUGAUUGCUGUGCUCCUUGGGAUCUGCAUCAUGGUGGUCCUGGUGAUCAUCGGCUACUUCUUCCUGAAGAAGAGGAAGAAGAACAGCCGCCGCCGGCAGCCGACUACUGCUACCAACUCAACCCUCUCCACCACAGAGGACACUGAGCAUCUGUUUUACAGCAGUGCCACUAAACCUGUCUGACCUGCAGCCUCACUCUCUCCAGACCAGCACAGGGGCACUCCCCAGAACUUCUGGAGUUCUGUUUUUAGACACUGGCCUGUGCCUGAAGGACUCUUCCUCCUGGAAGACAUUUGUAGCAUCAGGCCAAGAUCUAGCCAUCAUUUGGCAGUACUAGUGUUUGUGAUUGUUUUGGCUAAAUGGCUGCUCUGAAAAGUGAGGAUCGGGAAGCAUUUUGAUGCUCUCUGAUGUCUAUCCCUUCCUAACCUCAAACAGCCCAGUGAAACUCUGAAUUACGUCUUUCUUAAUGCUCAAACCCAGAGCACAACUCUACUCAACUUACUGAAGGACCCUGGGACUGGAUCUCUGUAGCAUUCGCAUGGGUGAAUGGUGAAAGCUCACCAGAGCCAGCAAUUUUUUAUUAUCAGUGCCACUUUCUUCCACCAAAGCUUGUAUUUUCCUCCCAUUCUCCCAGUCCUCUGCAAGGUGGCCCUGCCUCCCAGCAGUCCUCCUGGUCAGGGUGAGCCUCUUGAGGGCUGUGAGAUUCGCGUAACCAUCCAGACCUGUUCCAAGGGCUCUAUGAUACUUUCCAGUAGUUUCUGUUUUUGAGAUGGAAGGAAACAGAAAUACCUGCUUUAAUCACUAGGCUUUGCUUUUUAACAGAAAAGCACACCUAGAUUCUUUUUUUGCCUGGCUGCCAUGUUACAGCCUCCUAUGUACAGUAUGUGUCCACUAUUUUCUCUCUGUGAGAUGCCCUGCAUGCUUUUCCAGUGUUCAGUCUCAACCCAAACACAUUGAGAAAAUAUCUAUUUAUUCUCACAAGAAAAGAAAUGUUGCUACUUUCCCUGUUGAUUAUGAGGGGAGGGUGGAAGGACCCAGCUCCCUUGCAGCUGGAUCUUUGCUGCAGCUUUGAUUUCACCAUGCUUCCCUCUGAGCACGCAGCCUGACCUGAGUCCCUGGCAUCUCCCAGAGCACGGGAGUGGGCUGGAAACUGUAGCUGAUGUCCCUGGGCAUCCUUGCUCCAGCUGGUCUGUCCCUCCUGGUGCAAGAUGAGCCCAGCCAUGGGAGGUCCAGAGCUCAUCCCUGGCCCCAUGGCAGCCUGUGACAUCCCCAUUCGGGUGAGCUCCCAUGUGUUUCCCUGGUGAGGUGCUUCCCAGAUCGGUACCGCUGCGUCUCUGUUGUCCAGGCUUAUACCUCUGGGAGCUGAGGACUUCUGUUGGGGGCAGAAGCUGCUAUUUCUGAAGUGCCUAGUAUGCUUUGUUGGUUAUAGGGUUGGCACCAAUCCCCAAACUUCCAGUGCCUGCUGCUCUUGGAAAACUGCUGUGAAGAGAGAGGAAAUCGGGUGUGUGUGUGUGGGUGUGUGUGUGUAUGUGUGCAAGAAGCAUAAAUCUGUGUACAGACUUCAGUUUAAAAGCUUGGACCCUUUCAGGGUCGAGGGCAGAGUGGCUCUGGAAGGCUCUGGUGAGGCCAUGCCCGGCUCAGGGCACAGCUCAGGUCCUCUCGAGCACAGCUCCAGGAGACCUGCCUCCUUGGGCUGGAAAGGAUGAAACCGCUGCCCACAGCCUGCUGGCAAUCUGACUGCACGCUUCUCCCUGUCACGGGCAUCAGCCUCUGUGUCCCCGGGGCUGGUCAGAUUCCUCCAUGGCUUUUCAUGACCUGUCUCAUAUCAUUUCUUCCAUCUCUUUGUUUUUCCCACAGCCUAUCAUGGCCUAUGCAAUAAGCCCAACAUCUUGAUUUAUUUUUUUGUGUGCUCACUCUGAUAAUACAAGUUGCAAUAAAAAGGAAUUGUUUGUCUUA
This is a messenger RNA of Athene cunicularia (burrowing owl), 7832 nucleotides long. RefSeq names its product serine peptidase inhibitor, Kunitz type 1 (gene SPINT1). NCBI's taxonomy places the organism in Eukaryota, Metazoa, Chordata, Aves, Strigiformes, Strigidae. The record is from RefSeq and is a predicted model, not a curated record. The coding region runs from base 4539 to 6059 and encodes 506 amino acids. The transcript is spliced from 14 exons. Gene Ontology annotation, molecular function: protein binding; serine-type endopeptidase inhibitor activity.